This is a messenger RNA of Dimorphilus gyrociliatus, 1566 nucleotides long. NCBI's taxonomy places the organism in Eukaryota, Metazoa, Annelida, Polychaeta, Dinophilidae. The record is from the annotation of a GenBank genome assembly.
AAUCGGUUAGGCCUAGUUAUAAUAAGCUGUUUGGUAAUUUUACUAAAAAAUUGAUAAAAAAAAAAGAAAAACAGUGAUAAAUACAUCGAUUUUUGGCAGCAACAAGUAUUGCUUUAAGAAUAAAAGCUUACGUGUAAAUUUUGGUUACAUUUAUCAAUUAUUUCUGAUUUUUUGACCUAUAUUUAAGGCAUGGAAAACCUCUCCUACGCUAAAGGAAAUAUACCAGCUGGAUACGAAAUCAAGUAUAAUACUGUGGACUAUUUCCUAGAUAGAUACGACGAAGAAGAAGGAUUAGUAACAUUAUCAAGCUAUUGGAAAAGAUUUUCAGAUAACAGGAAAGCGCAAGAAAUUUCUCAUAUUAUUCUAAUAGAGGAUGAGAAAUUGGACAAUGUUACAAAUAAUGUUAUAUUUUACAAAGAUUUAAUAAAGGAAUGUUCAGUGAAACCAAAGCUACCGAGAGUUCAAAAUGACGAAGACCUAAUUAUAUUAACAACAUCGGGAUCUGUAGGAAAACCAAAACUUGUUCAAAAGAGUCAAAGAGGCUACAUCAAUUUUUAUACGAAUAUUGCUAAAUCAGGUAGUAUCGUUUAUCAAGGAGUGGGUUUCAGUGACAGACCUUUAUCAUAUACCGGAGGUAUUGGCUAUAUAUUUUCAUUUAUGAAUGGAAUGAAGUAUAUAACAACUGAGCAUUCUUGUUCAAAUGAAAAUACUGUAACAACUAAACAUCUUGCCGACAUAAUAUCUACUGAAAACUGUACAUCUGCAGUAUUUUUUGGCUAUCUUCUGUACGAUAUGGUAAACGAUAUUGAAAGUUUUAAAAGACUUGCCAAAAGUGUUAAAGUUAUUAUUACUUCUGGUCAAGAGAUUGUUAUGCCUAUUAUUCAUCGUCUAUGGGAAACCUUUCCAGCAAUACCCAUUAUCGACGUCUAUGCCGCAACUGAAACUGGAAUGAUCUUUUCCAGAAUGAGAACAAAGGUAAAUCCUAAUCCAAUUCCUUCUUUAGCAGUUGGAGCUGAGUUAAGUAUUCGAGAUAAGAACGGAGAUGUUACUGAUAGAAAUCAAAUUGGACAAAUAUGGGUUAGAACUGUUUCGCAAAUGAAAUAUUAUUUGACUGAUCCAAUGCAAACUUCCUUAACUAUAACUACAAGCGGAUGGUUAAAAACUGCUGAUCUUGCGCUAAUUACCAACGAUGGAGAUAUUGUGUUCCAGGGCAGAAUUAACGACGUUCUAAAGAUAGCAACUUUAAAUCAAUAUCCUCAACCGAUCGAAAAUAAAAUGAACACUCAGAGAUGUAUCGAAAUAAGCAUAAUAAUUGGUCUGCCGGAUGAUAGAUUAGGAACAAUACCGUGCUUAAUAGUUGAACUGAAGAAAGAAUGGAGAGAUAAAAGAGCAGAAGCUCGAAGAGAAAUUGAGAACUUUUGGAAUGAACAUUUCAAGAAUGAUAAAGAGUCUGGUGAAGUUUUUACACUCAGCAGAUUAUUAUUUAUCAACAAAUGGCCCUUAACUUCGAGUCAAAAAAUUCUGAGAAGGGAGCUGAUAAACUUAUGCCAAAUUGGUAAAAUCUAA